Messenger RNA from Trichoderma virens Gv29-8, 3111 nucleotides. RefSeq lists its product as uncharacterized. The coding region runs from base 1 to 3111 and encodes 1036 amino acids. The record is from RefSeq and is a predicted model, not a curated record. The transcript has 3 exons. Lineage: Eukaryota; Fungi; Ascomycota; Sordariomycetes; Hypocreales; Hypocreaceae.
AUGGGCGGCAGCAAGAAGAAUCGGCGCAAGAACCCAGCUGAUGACAGCGGAGUUGAUCUCCUCAGCCUUGCUUUCAACCUGCCCACGCGCCGUGAUUUUGAACGUGCAGACAAAGAGGCGGGCCAGAGCCAGAUCCACACGCAGAGUAUCAGGAUUCAAUAUGAUGCAGGCGAAGAUGAAUCCAGUGACGCCGGUUCUUCGGCCGUAUCUCAAGCAGAUAGCAACAGGCCAGACACGCAAGAUGCCGACGAGACACCAAAAGCCCGAAAAACAUCUAAGCCUCGCCAACACCAUGUCAAGGAACAGAAGAAUACUCGUCAAGAAACUUCUCCGAAAGAUUCUCGGAAACUACCCAACCAAGCCAAAGUGCCGCUACUAACGCGUCGACUUUCGAGACGGGAGUCUUCCAAACCCCUCAAGGCUCGCGAGAGGUCGUCCUCAAGCCCAGCUUCUCUCAGAGCUUCGUCUCCAGCCUUUUCCAUCCCAUCUUCGGCCACUUUUCCCCGCGCCAUAUCUAACCACUCUUUAAAAGCUACUAAUAUCACUGCUUCAGACGCUUCAGCCAGGCCUCUUCAACCCCAUAUUGGCGGAGGAGCUCAGCCGCAGCAAUUCUAUCAACCCAUGUUUGCUAUUCCCACAGUUUCUGUGUAUCCCCAGGCACAAUACUACUCGACUGUCGGCAUUGAUCCUGCUUCUGGUUGCAAUCAAUAUGUGCCUUUUCCUAUGAGCCCAUUGCCCUCUGCCAAUACCAAGAUACCACCACACCUGCCAAACCAAAUUUCUCAACAAGUUCAACAUAUUCAAAGCAAGCUCGAUGAAGUAGUGAUGAAACUUUCACAGAACCCAGAGGACGUGACCUUGAAGAGCAAUCUGUCAGCUCUACAGACAGAGCUCAACACCCGACUGAACUCUUUACUGGGCAUGGAACAUCAGAAGGAAUCCAAAGUUUCGGAUGCCUCUGAAACUCACGAUUCGAAACUAUCCGCUAUGUCACAACUCGCAACCACAAAGCAAGAGAGGAGCCCUAAAAGAAAAAUUCGUCAUCAUCUAUGUACGGGCUGCGGCAAAGUUCGCUCUUCCGACUAUCACAGCAAGCGCCCUGUCAUUCCAGGAGACAAGCCUUCCAAGAACUACUGUGAAGAUUGCUUCGAAGAAAACGUCGAGAAGGGAAUUUUUAAACACCAUUUCUGCUAUGGCUGCGGGGCUGCUAGAUCCAAGGAAUUCCAUCAUAAUCACCCAAUCUCGAAAGAAGAUAGGCCCUUUCCUAAUUACUGCUCGAUAUGUGUUGAAGAGAUCCGAUCUGCUGAGACCAUUGCAGACGUCUCUAUGAUAGACUUUGCUCCAGAAAGUCGUUUAUACAAGAGUAACGUACUCUCUGAUGCUAUCCCUGAUCAACUUCAAAACACUACGCACAUUGAUUCGUUUGGAUCAAAACAAGGAUUGGAUAAUAAAGAAAAUCAACAAAAUGUCUUGUUAUUCUCGGAUUAUGACGAUAAGAGUGACAAGACUUACGCUUCUGAACAUAAGAAAGUUCCACACUCGCUAAAGAUUUCAACAAGCGGCCCCCAGCUGAGCCCUUCAAACUCUUCGCCUGACUCUCCAUAUUAUCCAGUUCGCCAUACUGGAGCAUCCCAAAGGCGUGCACAGCGAAGUCCACUGACUAGCCCAGGAAGCCAAUACUGCAGCUCUCCCGAUACUCCAAAUACACCAAGAUAUCAGUCCCCCUAUGUUGAGGAUGUAUUUUCGCCUAUUCAGGAAGCAAAUAAGGUAGAGGGGGGUGGCCAAUUCCCCACCACGACGCCGGGCAGACAAUGUUCCCAGGUUGAGCGCCUUCACCGCUCUGCAAAAGAUCCCAACCCAGAUAUCGCUCAAGAGGUAUCGGACGAUUCUACUGAAGGGCAUGCUUCUACGGACGAUUCAUCCCAUUCCACUGGAAGCAAGUCUGUAAAGUUUAGGCAAAAAGUUGACAUUCGGCUCUCAGACUCCCGAACAUCAAGCAAUGCCUCAUCGCAUGCCAAAAUUCUUGAAGAAGAUAUAAAACCCGACGAUGACACCAUACCAAGCCGUGUGGGUAUAUACGGAACUUCGCCAGUGAAGUCGCAAAAUGGAUAUUAUCCAAAAGCACUAGGUUCCCACAAUGUGUCAUCUUCUCUUGCUGGGGAGGAUGGAUACGUUGAAGCUAUCCCAGAAAGAAGCUACAGAGGAGCUUUUUCUAAAGACAGCCCUGCAAGUUCGUGGCUGCCCCCUACGUCCAAUUCUGGAGAUCACUGGUAUUCGAGACCCUCUGCGUACAAUUCGACCACACCACAGAGCCCCAUCAUGGAAGGCUUCAAAGGAUUUCGGCCAGGUGGCCACUCAACCUUCAAUUAUGGUUCUAGAGGUGAAAAUGGGGGUGGAAAAGGUGUCCCUCCACCGCUUGGCACCACUCGCAGUGCAUUCAGUCCAGCAAGCCCAGGUACCACGGAGGAACGAGAAUCGCAAAGGUCUCCCCUUUCCCCAAGCUCCGACUCACAAUCUCAAGGAUUGCCAGGGUCAUCCAGUAAUGGCUGGAAGUACUACACGUCAUCAUUUGGGGGAGGACAGAAGACUGAGCCUACGUUCAAAAAGACAUCACCCUGGAGCAAUUUCUUUUCUCAGUUUGACCCCGAGUGCCAUACAAUGCAAGAUGAUUCUUCGUUCAGUCAGAGUGCAUUUAGUGACUACUCUCAGCCCAGUAGUAAUCCUUACUACGAACCUCGCAAACGAACCUUUCCCGAUCUAAAUGACUAUUGCUCCUUUGGCACUCGGACCCGUCGCACUCCAGGCAAGUGGGCAAAGGAUUACCAAAGCACAACAAAGUUACCCAAGCCGACGCCGUAUUGGAUCCCCGAACCAAUCAUUGAGGAACCAGAUUCCCCCGAGAGCUCACCAGCGAAGAAGGCCAACAUGCUUGAGUUUGAUGACAUCGACAUCUCUCCUGCAUCUGUUAGCAAUAUUGGUACCAACUCAUCGCCUGAUUCAGCAGAAGAUGAUAAGGCCAAUGUCGCUGGAUCUGACGUCAAGUCAGACGAUGAUUCUGAUAAGGAGAAUACGCCCAGCAAGAGCGGCCCUGAUAUGACGUGCCUUGAGUAA